Micropterus salmoides (largemouth bass) is the source of this 2518-nucleotide messenger RNA. Its product is annotated as vegetative cell wall protein gp1-like. The record is from RefSeq and is a predicted model, not a curated record. Bases 37 to 786 code for a protein of 249 amino acids. The transcript is spliced from 2 exons. NCBI's taxonomy places the organism in Eukaryota, Metazoa, Chordata, Actinopteri, Centrarchiformes, Centrarchidae.
CUGGCCAAUCAGGCCAGCUGUGACGAGGUCCACAAGAUGAGGUAUGCACGCACUCACACACACACACUGACGGGUGACAUCAUUGCGGCGGCUGAUAAUAUCACUUCCUCCUCCUGCAGGUUCAGCGACCUGUUCGCCCGGGUCGAGGAGUACGAGGAUUCCCAGACCAAGCCUCCCAAGUCCCACCGUAAGGCUCCGGCCUCCUCGCCUCGCUCCCGGAAAGGAGCGGUUCUGCCCAACAACAACGAGGAGGAGAGCGCCUCCAGCAGCGUCUCAGUCCACUCACCUCCGUCAAGUCAGCAGCUUCCACGGUACUCUCUCAGCUCCCCCUCGUGCCUCUCAGUCAGCCUGCCACCACACUCCUCCACCAACCACCUGGUCAGUUCUCCUGUGCCUCCUCGGCCCCCGGUGCCUUCCAGUUCCCUCGCCCCAGCCUUCUGGGUCCCACCUGCUCCUCGGCUCCCUUGCCUCAGACUCUUCUGCCCUACUUGCUCCUCGGUCCCCUGUGCCUGUAUUCCCCCGGCAUCCACCUCUCCCUCACCUCCACUUCCUCAACCCCUUUUUCCCUCAAAACCAACUUCACCUGAGCGUUGCUUUUGGGUCCUCUCUGUCCAACAUGCACAACACGUUCUGGAGAUACAUGGUUUUUAUACAGUACUAUUUAAUAUCAAUAACUGUUUUGUAUUUGUUUAUAUGUACACCUUAUCAAAAUCAGUAAACGCAACCUGCCAUUUGCUAAUGGUUGACUGCAUAAUGACACAUAAUUGUAUUGUAGAUAACGAAUAAUGGUUUCAUGCCAGUUCCUCCAGCAUGUGGGAGAGGUUUGCAUUCAGGGAGAGAGGCUUUCUGCCUUUCUAUUUUCCUAAACCUAGAUAACUAGUUUUGAUGCCUAAACACAACCAGGUAGUAAGGCUUUCUGGUAAGAGGCCCUGAGGGCAAACUUUUUCCAUGUGCAUGAUUUAUCAGACUCCAAUCAGUGAAGUUGAAUUAUCCCUCUUUAAUAUUGGCACAUAUCUGUAAAAGUUUUCGAAAUGUCAUAGCCUUGUGGGUGUCUAAUCUCCAGCAAAAUGAACAAAAUACCAGGCACUGCCAGAGCUCAUUUGAUGACUGCUAGAAUUAAUCUUUCAUUUUUUGUUGUAUUGAUUUUCUUUUCUGAUGACCUAUAUAAAUGUCUGUCGGCGGUAGCUGCGUCGCACAUGUCUGACUCUGCGGCUGUUGCUGUGACCCACACGGCUCUGCUGCUUUCACUGCUCUUUAUCACUCUAAUCCCUCAUUUCAACAGUUAUUUUGUGAUGUAUUCAGCGUCCACAAUGACCACAGAUAACUGAAAUGAGAGGAAUAAAUGCUAUCAUUCCCCCCUCUCAGUUUACUAUCAGCGAUAAUUGAUUAAACCCUCUUACCAAAAUUGAAAUGCGGCUGGGUUUUGGCAUUGCACGUUGAAGCCAAGUUCAGGCAAGUCAAGACCAAAGAAAACUUAAUUUUUAAAGACCUGAGAAAUUUGUAUGAGGGAGUGUGUGUGGGCAUGAGAAAAGGAGGACUUGGUUGAACAUGUCAUAAUUAUAAUGUGUGCUGUGUUUGACAGAGUGGUGUCAUAUGUUUGACAUGUGUUAAAGUUUGUGGCUCACCUGACAAGAUCAGGUUUCAACAGUCCUUUAAUCCUUUUUGUCAGUCAAAUCAGUUAAACCCCAACAUUAACCUAAUUUUAAAUGACGCUCUAAAUAAUUUGUACUUUGGCUCACAGGCACUCACUGUGCAUGAAAAUGUGCUUUGGAGGGAGGCCUGAAGGGGUGUUACUUUUUUGGUUGGAUACUUUCAUAUUCUUGCUAGUUUCUCCAACGUUGCCUUCUCCAGCUUUAAAGUUGAUGAUACAUGGAGCAACUUUUAGAGCAAUGGUGCUGGGCAAUGUUGCCGUCAAUGGUAAUGAGUAAAGAUUACUAUAAAAGGGUGCAUUUCACUCACAAAGCCAUAUGGACAUUGUUUCAGCAUGUAACUCUGUGUUAGGUUUCAUCAUUUGCCUCCAGGAAAUAACCACACCACAAAAAGUUUGUUCAGCCCCGCCAAAGUGACACUGAUCCUGUUUUCAUUCAAUCCUAAAACAGUGUUGUGACCACACCACGGUCAUGUUCACCAUAUAUACCAACCCACUGCCCUAUAAUCACAAACCAGCAACGACACUGAGGAAGUAAAAUCCAGGCUGAGAAGCAAACAAAGUCUCCUCAACUGAUCGCUCUGGAUUAAGCAUCUAAAUUUGGACCUUUAUUGUUCACUGGAUUUACAUUUGUUUUCUUAUGCGCUGUGUUGGAUUUAUUAUGAUUUUCUGUGUUUGAUGUGAGGUUGUUUGCCUCAGCUUGUUCACAAAAGGCAGAGCGGCAAGAUGGCUUUAUUCAGCUUCCUCAUCCUGACCUCCUUGUGUAUUGCGGCCGAGAGGCCCUAAGCAAAUCUGAUUGUAAAGCAUAUGCCAAAUGACCUUGACCUUCAAGCUCACAUUUCUGUAUUGGAUAAUAAAAGGGUCAUAUUA